This is a messenger RNA of Condylura cristata (star-nosed mole), 1210 nucleotides long. RefSeq names its product forkhead box H1 (gene FOXH1). Gene Ontology annotation, molecular function: DNA-binding transcription factor activity; sequence-specific DNA binding. The record is from RefSeq and is a predicted model, not a curated record. NCBI's taxonomy places the organism in Eukaryota, Metazoa, Chordata, Mammalia, Eulipotyphla, Talpidae. The annotation marks the transcript as partial. The transcript is spliced from 2 exons. Gene Ontology annotation, biological process: regulation of DNA-templated transcription.
UGCCCCCCGGCGCCGGGCUCACGGCGCGCCGUCCUGCGGUUCCAGAUCAUUCGUCAGGUCCAAGCCGUGUUCCCCUUCUUCAGGGACGACUACGACGGCUGGAAGGACUCCAUCCGCCACAACCUCUCCUCCAACCGCUGCUUCCGCAAGGUGCCCAAGGACCCCGCGAAGCCCCAGGCCAAGGGCAACUUCUGGGCGGUGGACGUGAGCCUGAUCCCAGCCGAGGCGCUGCGCCUGCAGAACACCGCCCUGUGCCGCCGCUGGCAGAGCCGGGGCCCGCGGGGGGCCUUCGCCAAGGACCUGGGCCCCUACGUGCUGCACGGCCAGCCCUACCGCCCGCCCAGCCCCCAGCCGCCUCUCAGCGAGGGCUUCCGCAUCGAGUCUUUGCUCGCAGACCCCGUGCAGGGCGCGGCCGGGCCCCCAAAGGCGCAGGAGAGCCACCCCUGCCCCGCAGGCCAUGCGCACGCCUCGGAGGCGGGGCGCCCCGGCACACCCCCCGCCGGCGGGAGGCUGCCGUGGGUCUCCAGAGCGGAGGAGACUUCCCAGGCGGCAGCCAGCAGGCCCUCAGCCCUCUCCCCUGCGCGGCGGGCCUGGCCCCUCCACUUGGUGCAGGGUACCCCCGUCCCCGGGGCACUGUCCAGUGGAGGGCACAGGGCCUCCUUCUGGGGACAACUGCCCACCUCCUACUUGCCCGUCUACACCCCCAACGUAGUGAUGCCCCUGGCCCCUCUGCCGCCCACCUCCUGCCCGCAGUGUCCACCCUCAGGCAGCUCAGGCUACUGGGGGGCAGCCCCUGAGCCUCACGCCCCCCCGGGGCUGCUCUGGGACCUGGACACCCUGUUUCGGGGGGUGCCGCCCAACAAGAGCAUCUAUGACGUGUGGGUUAGCCGCCCUCGGGACCCGGCCACCCCCGGCCCCGGCUGGCUGCUGUCCUGGUGCAGUCUGUGAGGCUGGGGCAGGCCGGCAGCCCCCUCCCCACACUGGCCGGCCACCCAAGAUGCCCAGAGUGGGUGUGGCUGCAGCAACCCCCAGAUGCCAGGCGCUCUGCGGGGAGGCAUCUACUGGCUGGCCGGCCCGGCUGCCCAUCCAUCAGCCUGUCAGCCCUCCCUGGCGCUGGGCAGGGGGCCCUGCUCCCCCGGGGCCUGGGGGAACUCUGGGCGGUGGGGGGCAGACUCAGCGGCCGGAGCAGUAAAGAAACCAAGGACUCUUU